Meriones unguiculatus (Mongolian gerbil) is the source of this 792-nucleotide messenger RNA. RefSeq names its product major intrinsic protein of lens fiber (gene Mip). Gene Ontology annotation, biological process: transmembrane transport. Lineage: Eukaryota; Metazoa; Chordata; Mammalia; Rodentia; Muridae. Gene Ontology annotation, cellular component: plasma membrane; apical plasma membrane. The record is from RefSeq and is a predicted model, not a curated record. The transcript is spliced from 4 exons. Bases 1 to 792 code for a protein of 263 amino acids. Gene Ontology annotation, molecular function: water channel activity.
AUGUGGGAACUUCGGUCUGCCUCCUUCUGGAGGGCCAUAUUUGCUGAGUUCUUUGCCACUCUCUUCUACGUCUUCUUUGGUCUGGGAGCCUCACUGCGUUGGGCCCCUGGGCCCCUACAUGUCCUGCAAGUGGCUUUGGCCUUUGGCCUGGCCCUGGCUACAUUGGUGCAGACUGUGGGUCACAUCAGUGGAGCCCAUGUCAAUCCCGCAGUCACCUUUGCCUUUCUUGUGGGUUCCCAGAUGUCCUUGCUCCGCGCCUUCUGCUAUAUGGUGGCCCAGCUUCUGGGAGCUGUGGCUGGAGCAGCUGUGCUGUACAGUGUCACCCCACCAGCUGUCCGAGGAAACCUAGCACUCAACACGCUGCAUGCUGGGGUAAGCGUGGGCCAGGCCACCACUGUGGAGAUCUUCCUGACACUCCAGUUCGUGCUCUGCAUCUUUGCUACAUAUGACGAGAGGCGGAAUGGCCGCAUGGGUUCUGUGGCCCUGGCUGUUGGCUUCUCCCUCACCUUGGGGCACCUCUUUGGGAUAUAUUAUACUGGUGCAGGGAUGAAUCCUGCCCGCUCUUUUGCUCCUGCCAUCCUCACCCGGAACUUCAGCAACCACUGGGUGUACUGGGUGGGCCCAAUCAUCGGAGGGGGCCUGGGCAGCCUUCUCUAUGACUUUCUCCUCUUCCCCCGGCUCAAGAGUGUUUCUGAGAGACUGUCUAUCCUUAAGGGAGCCAGACCCAGUGACUCCAAUGGACAGCCAGAGGGCACAGGGGAACCUGUGGAACUGAAGACUCAGGCCCUGUGA